AUGGUCACCAUAAGUAUGGCGACAAGGACCCGAAAACGACGCUGGCAGUCUUCACCGGACAAGAAAUCUGCAAGAGCCAGUCUAAAUUUUUGUCAGCUUGAAAACACUCCUCCGAGAAAACGACGGGCUGUAGUCAAUGAUGAUUCUUCUUCAAUCACAAGCGAAGCAUCUGACACAGAAUCAGUACCAACAGAGGAGUCAUUCACAAUCAAAUCAUUCUAUGGUGGCAGACAGAAGAAACACUUCCCCCAUUCACCAGGCAGGAGAAAGGCAGCCUAUAUAGUUAGAUCAAAACUGUCCGAGGAUAAGGCAGCCUCAGAAGAAGAUGUGUUGACCUUCAAGUCCAGCAAUGACGAGAACAGUCCUCAGUCUGAUGUCUCUAUGGCAGUUUUGAGAACCAGAAAAGCACCUGAUUCUAACAGGAAAGACUCCAAGAAAACUUUUAAAGAAAAUACAACCACCAAAGUUCUGGUUGAAAGUGAAACAUCAGAGAUGUGCGCUACACCAGUAAAUGGCAGAAAAUUUUUUAAGCACAAAAGUCCUGCUUCUGCUAGCAAGGUAGUAGGUAGCAGUGUUAUCAUCCGUAAAGGCUUCAACUUGAAAUUUGUUCCUUCAAGAAAUUCCAAAAGUGCCAAACUGACAAAUAAGAAAAAGUCCAAGAAAAUAAGAAAGGAAUCCAAAACUAUCAACAAAGCCAUUGAAAAUAAAUCUGUUGAAGAGAACAUUUCUGAAACUGCAGUGAAUGUGGACAUCCCAACAACAGAUUCAGCCUGCCAUAGUGUCAUGUCUGAGACUUUGGUCUCGGAACCGGAUUAUCAGAGUUCUGCCCAGUCAGAGCAGGCUGGAGCUUCUGAGGACCUAUUUCCUGAAAGUUUAAAUGGCAGUAAUCCAUCCUCAAACUGUUCCUCGCUAGCCAGCAGUAUGACUGACCUCACAUCAGUAGACUCCGGUCCAUCUCUGCGCAGCCGAGGGAAGGAUCCAAUCACUGGAAAGCCAUUCUUUUCCAUUUUUAACUCCUCCCAAAAUACACCAAAGUCAUCACCGUUGUUAAGUAGGAGGAAGUCCCACCUGCGGCCUUCAACAAGAGUGUCACCACGACGACGGCUACGUCCUGACAAGGACAGUCAGGAACAGAUGAUACUGGAUGCUGGACAGAAGAAAUUUGGUGCAAUCCAGUGUGAUGUAUGCAGUAUGGUGUACACUCCAGAGGACCCCACGGACGAUACUACUCACAACAAGUUCCAUCAGAGUCUUCUCGCAGCACUUAGAUUCCCUGGCUGGAAGAAGGAGAGGGUAGUACAGGAGUAUCCACAACUGGGAAGUCGGAUCAUCAUGAUCCUACACGAUGACCCCAAGUAUGCCAUCAGGAAGGUGGAAGAUAUAAACAAAAUCAUGGGACAAGAACUUGGCUUUCCUGAAGCAUCCCUCACUUUCAAAUAUGGAUACAAGGUGUUCUUGUACAUCUCGGACGACAAAACAGUGGAAGGUUGCUGUGUUGCAGAACAAGUCAGCCAGGGUUACCCUGUGAUAGGUGACAGCCAGCCAAGCCAAACCUCUCAGCCAGGUCAUCGUCCAUGGUGCUGUCAGUCCGAACCACAGCCUGCUUCAGUUGGCGUCAGUCGUAUCUGGGUCCACUGUCAGCAAAGGCACAAGGGAAUUGCUUCUAAGCUACUGGAUUGUGUAAGGCAAUGGUUCGAGUAUGGUGUUUUCAUUGAAAAGAAGCAAAUGGCAUUUUCUGAUCCAACUCCAGACGGAAAACAGUUAGCAACAAAGUACACGGGUACACCAAACUUCCUUGUAUACAAGUACAGUUAG
Molecule: messenger RNA, 1815 nt
Organism: Ylistrum balloti
Lineage: Eukaryota; Metazoa; Mollusca; Bivalvia; Pectinida; Pectinidae
Product: N-acetyltransferase ESCO1-like
Exons: 10
Coding region: 1-1815 (604 amino acids)
Biological process (GO): mitotic sister chromatid cohesion
Cellular component (GO): nucleus; chromatin
Molecular function (GO): protein-lysine-acetyltransferase activity
Source: RefSeq, a predicted model, not a curated record